AUGGCCAUGGGUAGUCAGCAACUCAUGGCCGCUAUGCUUUGCGUCGCGUCUAGCCACCGGCUGUCGGUGGGCCUAGAGCAAACAGAAGUGAAUGUCUUUAAGCUGCACGCCGUAUCCGCAAGGCUUCUUCAAGGCGCUAUUUGUUGUGCGACAAGGCCAGAAGUCCUUGUUAUGGCUUUGGCUACGAGCCUCGUGCUCUGCCUUAGCAAUAUCGUGUCCUCGAGCAGCCAUAGUCAAGAGUGGGGAGUCCAUCUGAAAGGAACUUCGGCUCUUAUAAAGCGACUGGACGAGUCUCGCUACAAGUUUGAAAAGUCUACUCGCGUGUUGCUACGGUUCUAUACGUCUUUGACGGCCAUUGCCGCCAGUCGCGUCCAGUCCGACGGUGGCAUGCAAGACUACAUCGAUGACCUUGCGGGGUUUUCCACCUCUCUAAAGCCAAUCAUCGAUGCUAUGCAGACCCUUGACCGAUCGCAUGGGCGGACGGAGGCAGGAUCAACCGACACACAUUCCCACCAUGGGCCCUCCGCUACUGAAUCAUAUCUGGAUCUUGUCACAAAGGUUAACGCCAUGAUUCAACUGCGGACGCUUCAGUUUAGACCAGAAAUAACAGACUCCCUUUCCGACGCAACCAAAUUGGAUUUCUGGCUACUUGAUGAGGCAUAUCAUCACAUGGUUUUGUUACAACUGUACAACCGCAUGGAUUGUGCCGACAUUUCCCUGCAAUAUUCUAUCGGCUUUUCUGUCAAGAGAAUCAUAUCAUGUAUCGGCAGCAUGGAGAUUGUAGCUCGGCCAUGCCCCGGUGUUGCAACUCUGCCUCCUUUGUUUGAAGCUGGCUGUUCAGCCAUCGCCGCCGAAGACAGGACAGAAAUUGCAAGAUUGCUUGAGCAUAUCCGAACUUGCUUUGGCAUGGGUAACGUGGCUUGCACAACAGAAUUUCUCUGGAAUCGAUGGGGCAUUCCGGCCAACCAUAACCGGACACAAGAAAGAAAAACCGUCACAGCUGCCUUCCUCCCCUACUGA
This is a messenger RNA of Clonostachys byssicola, 1020 nucleotides long. NCBI's taxonomy places the organism in Eukaryota, Fungi, Ascomycota, Sordariomycetes, Hypocreales, Bionectriaceae. The record is from the annotation of a GenBank genome assembly.